AGGGAGGGAGGGGGGGGUGCAGGAAGCCAGGCGGGCUGGUUCCUCUCCAACCAGCCCCGGGAAGGCGGCUGUUGUUGCAUCCGCCGGGCACCGCCUCCAGCCGGCCUCUUUCUCUCGCUCUCUUUUCGGCCAUGGCUUGGCUGGCCGGCUUCCUGCGCGAUUUCCCCGGCCCUUUGGGCCCCGCCGAGCCGCCGCCCUGGACCGCUUCCACCACCGCUUGGCUCCGGUUGGACGAAGCGGCGGCCGAAUUGAUCGAACGGGCUCGGGGAUUCCUGGGCAGAAGGGGUGCACCUCCUCUUCUGGCAGCCUCCUUAAUUCAUGCGGCGGUCAGCGGGAUUCUGCAGAGCGACCUCAGCGAUUUUAAAAAACAGAACGUAGACCAGGAUGAAGCAGUGGUAGAAGCCGCUCCUUUGCAACGCCAUUUCUUUAACAAACUCUUGGAGAUCGGCGGCGAAUGGCAGAAAGAGCUUCCCGCCUUGAAGCCAUCCAAGCGCUACCUUCAGAUUUCGGUCCACGCAACUCGUAAUACGCGACGGAAGAUGGAAGAUAGACAUGUUUCCCUGCCGGAAUUUAACCAACUGUUUGGCCUGGAGGAUGAUGUAGAUCGAGCCUACUUUGCCGUGUACGAUGGUCAUGGAGGGAUCGAGGCCGCCAAUUACGCUGCUGCCCAUUUGCACGUCAACUUGGCGCAUCACAAGAAGCUUCUAGAAAGCCCAGCGGAAGCUCUGAGAGAUUCCUUCCAGAAGACGGAUGAGAUGUUUCUCUCAAGAGCCAGGAAAGAGAAGCUUCGGAGCGGCACUACAGGGGUGUCUUGUUUCCUGGUGAACGACAAGCUACACAUAGCAUGGCUGGGGGACUCGCAAGUGAUGCUGGUCCAGCAAGGAAAAGUUAUAACUCUGAUGGAACCUCACAAACCAGAACGAGAGGAUGAAAGACAACGGAUAGAAGAUUUGGGAGGCUGCAUAACAUACAUGGACUGUUGGCGGGUAAACGGCACCCUGGCGGUUUCCAGAGCAAUUGGGGAUCUCCUGCAAAAACCUUACAUCUCCGGCUGUGCGGACGGCGCAACGUUUGAGCUGACGGGGACGGAAGAUUACGUCCUCCUCGCCUGCGACGGGUUCUUCGAUGCCAUCCAGCCGGUCGAGGUGGUGGACCACGUCUUGGAGCACUUAACACAAAACCACGGAGAUGGCCUUCGGACCGCGGAGAGGCUGGUGGCCGCAGCGAAGGAGAGCGGUUCUACCGACAACAUCACCGUCCUGGUGCUGUUUCUACGCGAGCCCAAGGACAUUGUGGCCGACUGUCUCCGAGACCCCAAAACCAGCCUUGCAGACGAGGGCACACCGGAUUCCUUCUUCAGCUUCUUCAGCUCUGGAGCCAACAACUGAAAGACCAUUUCCCUUAAAAGCAACAUCUCGAUAAUUCUGCCAAAAGCCCAUCGUCUAGAUGUCGAUAAGUUUUUCAAGAUCAGCUCCUCUACAUCGGGAAAGGAAAAUAUGGCACCUGAAAUGGAUUUGACUUUGGGGGGGUGGGAAACAAAAUCCAUCCAGCUGAUCCUUAGCCCAGGGCCACGUGUGGGGGGUCGUAUAACAUCAGACUCUACAGCUGGAGAAAAAGGGUAGGACGGAAGCUCCGACCUUCUCUUGAAGACCUCAUCAGGAGGUGAAAGGGCAGACUUAAAUUUCUUGUCGACUUUGAUUUUCCACAGAGAAAGGAUUUGAGGAGAGGAGAUGUAGAUCAGGCUGAAGUGAUAAUAUAGCUCAAGGAUAUCGUUAAACCAAAAUAGGAUUUGUAUGGGCUGGCGGUUGAAGGCCUUGCUUCUUGAGAAGUUCCCACGGGUCUUCGCAUCUUCUGCUUCUUUGUUUCCUGCCUGAGCAGUGAGGUUGGACUAGAAGAUCUCCAAGGUCCCUUCCAACUCUUGUUAUUCUGUAGUCUCGGGCGAGAGCCAAAGGUUACGUUUUAAUCGAAGAGGUCUCUUCGGAAGCUCUGGGCUGAAAGGAGGCUGCGUUGGGGCAACCUUUUGGAAAUUAACCACUGAAUAAGCUAUGGCUUAUUUUCAGUAUUGAGUUCAGGAUUGGAGCCUCCAAUCGUCUUGUUUUUGCGUCCUGUGUUUUUUGCUUCUGUAUACCAAAGAAAAUAUUAGCCAAGAAGGUCAGCUACGACAUUUAAUUUCCCCCAAUUAUUUAAUAUGUCAAACCUGCAUCAAACUCACAUAUGGUCAUACAGUAUCCAUAAGCUAAGCGAAGAUAACCUAAAUUGCAGUUGUUCUGAGUGUAAUUGUCAUCUGUGUCUUUUUUUAAAAAAAUUAACUUUUUUAUUAUUUCUCUGCUCAAUUGUAUGUUCAGCCUUUUUUUUUUUUUUUAACAACAACAAAAAAAAAUCUCCCAGAGGGUUUAUUUUAAUUAGUUUUUUUAGAUGUGCACGUUUACUGUUCUUUUUAUCACUGGUAUUUUGAAAUGGGCUGCUGUCAGAUGUCAUUCACCUGCUGACGAAGAAAUAGAAUACAGGUAGCGCUCGACUUAACGACCACCGUUGAGCCCUAAAUUCCUGUUGCUAAGCGAGACAUUUGUGAAAUGAGGACUGCCUCGUUUUAACAAACCUGCCUUACCACAGUCGUUAAGCGAACCGCUGCAGUUGUUAAGAUGGGAACGCGGUCAUUAAGCGAAUCUGGAUUCCCCAUUGACUUUGCUUGUCAGAAGGUCCAUUGCAACGGUCGUAAGUGUGAAAAACGGUCGUAAGUCACUUUUUUUCAGUGCCGUCGUAACUUUGGACGGCCACUAAGUGGAUUGUUGUAAGUGGAGGACCUACCUGUGUUCUGUUUUACCUUUAUGGGAGUUUAUUUCAGACAGUUUAAAAAGCUCGAGGCCUUUUUGUAAAAGUAUGCCGAGAUCUCUAGCAUUCAGGGACGGUGACCGGAAAUGACUGGAAAUUUGCCAAAACUCCAAGAGGCUUUGAAUUAAAUGAAACAAUCUGGUGUUUCUUUUAAUCACCAGCGCUGUUACAAGAAUGCACUUUUUUAUUUUUUUGGGAGGCUUAAAGUCGAAACAGUGCUGGAUAGGUUGGUAAAGGGAAAAAAAAUUGGUUACGAAGAGUAACUGGAAAAGCAACCGGGAUAGAAUCUUUGGAAAUCUGUUGUUAUUCUCUGCUUUAUCAUUUCUUUUUUUCCUUGUUACUGUGCUGGGAAGUUGCAGGAAAAAACUAGCUAGAAUUGUUGUUGUUGUUUUACAACAACAGCAUCCAUUCUACAGCAUCCAGCUCAUGUGAUCUGAACCAGGGUUAAACCUCAGCUCAUGUCUUAAUCAGGGUUGGGGGUUCGCAGGGGUUCGGGAGAACCUCUAGCUAAGAUUCUGUGCAGUUCAGAGAACCUCCAAAUCCCACUCCUCGCUGGCCCCACCUGCCCCUCCCCUCCCAGGAGUCCCCACGUGGCCCGUUUUGGAUGCAAGGAAGUGCUAGGCGUGUGCGGAGGUUCAGGGAGGGCGAAAAUCAGGCCUACUGGAAGUUCUAGAGGGCCUCCGGAGCCUGGGGAGGUUGUUUUCGCCCUCCCGGAGGCUCAAGAAAAACCUCCAGAGCCCGGGGAGGGCUGUUUUCGCCCUCCCGGAGGCUCAAGUUAAAGCCUCCGGAGCCCAUAGAGGGCAGAAACGAACCUCCCCCCGCCGUGGUGCAGGAGGCUGACUAGGCCACACCCACAAUGGCCACGCCCACAAUGGCACCGGGCAGAGAACCCCUUGCUAAAAGUUUUAAAACCCACCCCCCCGCUCUUAAUCCACGUAAGUUGAGAUUCGAGUUCAUUUGCUAAUGCAGGUAAACCUCGACUUUUAACGACCUCAAAGGGAGUCCGAAAUUUCCACCGCCGUUGUUAAGUGAGUUUUGCCCCCUUUUGCGACCUGCCUCGAUAACAGUUGUUAAGCGGAACCAUUGCAGUUGUUAAGAUAGGGGAAUCGGGCUUCCCCAUCAACCUUGCUUGUGAGCAGGUUGCAAAAGCGCAUGAGUGCCACCAUCCUAAAUACGAACCAAUUGUCAAGUGUCUGAAUUUUGAUCCCAUGACACACACACACACCCCGGGGGGAUAUUGCAGCCGUCAUAAAUAUGAAGUCAGUAUGCCAAGCGUCUGAAGUUUGAUCACGUUGAACACCCCCCUCCCCCGCCCCGGGAUGUUGCAACGGUCCUUAAGUGAGCAAAACAGUCUUAUCGGUCAUUUUCUUCAGUAGCCUUGUAAUUUAAGUCGCUAAACGCACCACGGCUGUAUCUUGAGGACUCCCUUUAGAGCAAAUCGCUCCGCAGUGCCAUGAAAUGGUCUCUUUUUAAGACUGGGGAUGGCAAGCUAAACAAUCUGCACAUCCGAACGGUUGGCUUUUAGGCUUUAAAAGAGAUUCUCUCCUUCCCUUUUUCCUCCCCCUAAAAUAAAUUCGCCGUGCCCUAUUCUUUCUCGAACCUUCAAAAAACUACAGAACGGGCCAGAAAUCUCAGAAAACGAGAAAGGUUGCAGAGCUGUUUUUUUUUUUUCUCUGCUUGAUAAUCGGGUUGACACGCAGCAUUAUACAGAAAGCACCAUUUUUAGAAACAAUGGGAGGAGGUGGUAAUUUUAAGUAAAUCCACCCUCUGACAGUGGUAAUGGAGGGUGAGGGAGUAAUGAGAAAGCGUUUGGGAAUUAUUAGUGCCUGGAGGAAGGAAGGGAAAGCUACAGAUGCCGGCUUCUUUUUUUAAAAGGGCCUCUGUGGCUCAGACUGGUAAGACAGUCUGUUAUUAACAGCAGCUGCCUGCAAUUACUGCAGGUUCAAGCCCCACCAGGCCCAAGGUUGACUCAGCCUUCCAUCCUUUAUAAGGUAGGUAAAAUGAGGACCCAGAUUGUUGGGGGCAAUAAGGUGACUUUGUAUAUAAAUAUACAAAUAGGAUGAAGACUAUUGCUUGACAUAGUGUAAGCUGCCCUGAGUCUUUGGAGAAGGGCAGGAUAUAAAUGCAAAUAAUUAAAAAAAAAAAAAAGAGCACAGUUCUGGAUAAUGGCUGGCAAAGAGAGACAGAGAGAGAGAGAGAGAGAGAGAGAUUGGAAGGGACCCUGUAGGUCAUCUAGGCCAAGCCCCCCCCCCCCCCCGCCCAAGCAGGAGAUCCUAUACCAUUUCAGACAGAUGACAAUCCGGUCUCUUCUUGAACGCUUCCAUGAUGAAGCUCCUACAAUUUCUAAAGGGAACUUCUGUUCUAUCGGUUGAUUGUUCUCCCUGUCAGAAAAUUCUUCCUUUUUUUCCAGGUUGAAUCUUUCCUUGUUCAGUUUCCAUCCAUUAUUCUUCAGGUGCUUUGGAAAAUAGUUUGGCCCCCUCCUCUUUGUGGCAGCCCCUCAAAUAUUGGAAGACUGCUAUCAUGCCUCCCCUGGUCCUUCUCUUCACUAGACCAGCCAUGCAACCAUUCAUCAUAUGUUUUUGCCCUCCCCAGACUCCUAGAGAGGCCCUGAAAGCUGGGAACAGCAAAAAACGGGGCCUUCUGGUCCCACCGGAAGUUGUCAAACGGGCAGUUUUCUGCCUUCAGGGGGUGGGAAGGCCGUUUUCACCCUCCCCAGACUCAUAGAGAGGCUCUGGAGCCAAGUGAGAGAGAAAAAUGGGUCUUCCUUCCCUCAGACCCUCCAGAGGCUGGAAACCACCUGUUUUCUCUACUUCUGGUGGGCCCAGAAGACCCAAAAAUCAGCUGGCCGGAGCUGAACUCGCGUGCCCACUGAUACGGCUACGCGUGCCACCUGUGGCCCACGUGCUAUAGGUUCGUCAUCACGGGUAUAGGGUCUCCUGCUUAAGCAAGGGGUUGGAGUAGAAGACCUCCAAGGCCCCUUUCAACUCUGUUAUUCAGUAGAGAGAGAAUAAAAUGGAUCCGGAUUUAUUUUGGGCGGGUUGGUUAGUUGGUUGAUGGUUCCAGUAUCGUUUCUUCUCCUUGGCAGGUUAACCGUCUGCCUUAACACACCUGCUGUUGCGGUGUAACGUUCUCCAGGUUGCUGGGACUUGACAGACCUUGACAGAAUGAAUGACUCGAUUGUUUCAGCAGAACUGGCAGCUCGGAUGGUUAAUUACAGCAUCGGGUUUAAUAAUUGACACUUAGCAGAGCUGAAAAGGAAGACAGAGUGUUCUGCCUUUCUCCUUUUUAGCGGGCUGCCAGCCGAUUGGAAUCUUUUAUUAUCAGAGUCCUGCACGGUAGGAAUGGACUUUGGUCUCGGAUUGGCCUUCUCGUAGGUUCCUUAGAACAAUAUUGGUUUUUGUCCUACAAGGCGGCAGAGUGAGAUUACGGACGACGAGUCGUCUGCAGAAUUGGAGGAGAUAAAAAGAAAAACGGAUGUUUUGGGAAAUGGCAGGCUCGCUCUUUCAAUCUGACUCCAAUCUUGGUCCACCGAGACAAAGUCAUGAGUUGUGUCUGCGCCCCCCGAGCCGGGCCUCCUGCCAGAAAGUGACUUGGAAAGCGAGGGGGAAGGGCCGUCAGGACAUACCUCGGGAGCACCGGCUUCCCUGGCUCAGCUCCAGGAGCCAGAGGCAGGCCAAGUGGAGGAGAUAAUAAGGCCUCCGUCCCCUGACUCUUCCCCCCCCCAGGCCACGCUUCCAGACCCAGCUGAUGGCAAUCAGGCCUGGCUGGACCCUAGGUUUCGUAGGCAGGAGAGGUGGGAACAACAGAAGCAGGGGUGGGGCAAGCCUAGGAAGUGCUGAGUCAUGGAGCCACACCCCACAGGAUAUAAAACCAGGAAGGGCUGCUAUGCCUCUUCAUAGCAGGCAAAUCAACUACUUGACUAGAGCUGAAGUACUGUUUGUUGACUCAUCGGCAUCGAGGGAGAUAACAGAGACACUUGGCAGACGCUCGCUAGUUUGCUGCCAGAGCUGAUGGUGCCGGCUAAUUAAGCCAUCGCUCGGACGGAGGCGAGGGGGGACAGAACAUCAUGCUUUGCUUCAUGGCUUAUUGUCAAGUCGCCUUUCAGGUGGACUUUAGAUGUUGGAUGAACUUCCGUUUCCUCACGGAGAUGUAAGCAGGUGGGAGUUCCCACCCAUCUUUCUGGAAGGGGAUGAGUUCGUUUUUGUUCUCACAGGGUUCUUUGAGUUGACAAGGUGGGCUUCAAGAACUAGCCGAGGAAGCCUGUGGUUCAAAUCCAAUGGUGGAAUUCACAUUUCUUUGCUACCGGUUCUCUGGGCGUGGCUUGGUGGGCAUGGCAGGGGAAGGAUACUGCAAAAUCCCCAUUCCCUCCCCACUCCUGGGGGGGAAGGAUGCUGCAAAAUCCCCAUUCCCUCCCCACUAGGGGAAGGAUACUGCAAAAUCCCCAUUCCCUUCCCACUCCAGGGGAAGGAUGCUGGAAAAUCCCCAUUCCCUCCCCACUCUAGGGGAAGGACGCUGCAAAAUCUCUAUUCCCUCCCCACUCCAGGGGAAGGAUACUGCAAAAAUCUCCAUUCCCUCCCCACUCCUGGGGGGGAAGGAUACUGUAAAAUCCCCAUUCCCUCCCCACUCCAGGGGAAGGAUGCUGCAAAUUCCCCAUUCCCUCCCCACUCCAGGGGAAGGAUGCUGCAAAAUCCCCAUUCCCUCCCCACUCCAGGGAAAGGAAACUGCAAAAUCCCCAUUCCCUCCCCACUCAAGGGGAAGGAUACUGCAAAAUCCCCAUUCCUGGGGGAAGGAUAUUGCAAAAUCCCCAUUCCCUCCCCACUCCAGGGGAACGAUGCUGCAAAAUCCCCAUUCCCUCCCCACUCAAGGGGAAGGAUACUGCAAAAUCCGCAUUCCUGGGGGAAGGAUAUUGCAAAAUCCCCAUUCCCACCCCCUCUGUGGCCAGCCAGAUGUAGUAUUUGCCGGUUCUCCGAACUAUUCAAAAUUUCCGCUACCGGUUCUCCCGAACCUGUCGGAACCUGCUGAGUAGCACCUCUGGGUUCAAAAAUAGCAUUGUCAUGAAAUCCAGAGCUGUGCUGUACACCUCUCUCCCUCCUGAGAAAUCGGAAUAAGAGAGUGAGAAACAAUCCAUCAAUAAAGGAGAAAUAUUUGUAGAGCAGGGUUGAAAUGAGGAAUCCUUCAUGCUCUCUGAGCUUGGUUGCUUUCGUGCAGGCGUUUCAUGACCCAAAUUAGGUAGCAUCAGGGUGGAUUUGAUUUAAAUCAAGUCGAUUUAAAUCACGAUUUAAAUCGCUAGUAAAAAGGCUCGAUUUAAAUCGGCUCGAUUUAAAUCAUCAUUUUUAAAGAGCAGCUGUUAUCUCUGUCCUGCAGCGGCUCCUCCUCUGACCUGCUGUUGACAGGUUGCAGUCCCGAUAUUGCAGAAUAUACAGCUUCUUGCUACAGAACUAAGCCGCAUUUCAUGCUGAGUAAAUUAAAUUAUUAAUGUAUCCUAAAUAGAAAACUCUCUUUAGUUACAUUUUUUUACUCCAAAAGCAUUUUAUUAAAACAAAUUUGAUAAAAAAGAAUUUAAAAAUCCGAUUUGAAUUGUAAAAAUCCGAUUUAAAUUUUAAAAAAAUUCAUUUUUUAAUUUUUUUUAAAAAAAAUCAACGAUUUUUAUCUGCCCUCGGUAGCAUCAUCAGUGUUAAAAGGAAGUGGGGUUUGUAGAGAGGAGGAGGAGGAGGAAGAAGAGGAGAAGGAGGUUUGGGGUCGUUGGUGCUUGUUCCCUCAGCUUAGUUGUUUUUGGAGACAUUUCACUACCCAACUAGGUAACAUCAUCAGUGUUAGAAGGACGUGGGGUUUGUAGAGAGGAGGGAGGAAGAAGAGAAGGAAGCAGGAAAUCUGUGGGGUCGUUGGUGCUUGCUCUCUGAGCUUGUUUGCAGGCAUCUCACUACCCAACUAGGUAACAUCAUCAGUGCUAGAAGGGAAUGGGGUUUGCUCUCUUUAUGUACAAUAAUUGACAGGGCAAGUGAACUGUAUAUAAACAGAGCAAACCCCACUGCCUACUAGUAUGGGUGAUGUUACCUAAUACGGAUAAUGGACGUCUGCAAGAAAGCAACCAAGCUCAGAGAGUGCCAAGGACCCCCUCAGAAACAUCUACUCUGGGAAACAGAAGCGAAAUCUGGCUGAAAGCAGAGAAGGAACAGGAGAUGGCAGUUGGAAAAGUAGUGGUGUGUGUUGUGUAGAUAAUUCUGGAGCUGGCAGUCCUCCUAUGGCAAACAGUGUAGGCGGAAAUAUCGUAGCAUACAUAGAAGAUGUCUCCAUUUGGUAUAUAACUUCUUGUCCUCCCCGAUGGCUGCCAUUUGAAAAGGAUUUGGGCUCGGGAUUUAUUUAUUUAUUUUUUUAAUCUACCUGCCACGUCAUCAGGAAUUGCCUUUACAGAAGAAUUGUAUCACACACCUGGUUGUGAGCCCAGUUUUUCCUAGGGAAAGUCCUAACCUUGAAGUCUUUGGAGCAGGGAUGGCGAACCAAUGGCACGCGUGCCGGAAGUGGCACACAGAGCUAUCUCUCUGGGCAUGCCAGCCAUCGCCUGUUGAUCUUCCUCGUUCCCUGCGCGCCGGCCAGCUGGUCUUCGCACAUGCGGGAACGCCGGCACGCCAGGGAGUUGAGAUUCUGGUUUCUAGCAUGUGCGGGCACGUCGGCCAGCUGGUCUUUGCACACCAGAAACAGGAAGAUCAGCAUACCGGAAACCGGAAGCUUAGCUUCCCAGUGUGCGCGUGCGCGCUGGGGAACUGCUCUUCUGGUUUUUGAUGCUUUGGCGCAUGCACGGCGGGGAGCUGCUCUUCUGGUUUACAUGCGCUUCCGUUUCAGCACUCAGUGCUGAUAAGGUUCGCCAACACUGCUUUGGAGUCUCAUAUCUUACGACGCGAUGUUUAUUUGAGCUUCCCUUGAUUUCAGACCUGAAAGAAGGAAAGGAGAUGCAGGUUGUUCCUGAGUUACGACAGCCGUUGGGGGAGCGGAAUUGUCCUCGCUAAGCGAGGCGGUUGCUAAGUUGAGUUGCGCCAGAAUUUGGGGCCUUUUUUUUUUUUGGCCAGGCUUGCUAAGGGAAAAUCACUGCAGAUGUUCAGUGUAUCGUCUUAGUCAUUAAACGAAUCCAACUAAUCCACCCAGUUUGACGACCUUGUUAGCCAUGGUUGUUCAAUAAAUCGCUGCGGUUGUUAAGUGAUCCAAGCGGUCGUUGAGUGAAUCCACCUUCCCCUCCCUCUUAGUUUUGCUUGUCGGAAACUGGCUGGGAAGGUCGCAAAUGAAGAUCACAUGACCCUAAGAUGCUAUGUGCUGGCUGCCAAGCACUUGAGCAAUGGUCGUAAAUGCAAGGACUGCUGUAAGUCACUUUUUUUUCAGUCCUGUUUUAACAUUGGUGAGUGUCGUGUCCCACUCCUCCGCUGACGGCCAGGUCAGGGAAAUCCGAAUCAGGCGUGCCUCUGCAGCUCUGCCAAAGUCCUAGCAAAGUCCUCAGGGCAGGCAGGAGACCAGAAAGUGACUUCAGCAAGAUAUGUUUAGACUUUGCCUGACUCAGAGACUGCCAGAAAGCAGAUCCUUUAUAUAGGCCAUGGGGUGUGGCUCCAUGACUCAGCACUUAUCCAGGCCUGCCCCUCCCUUCCUUCUGUUGCCUCCGCCUAUCAAGUCUUCUGACGCGAGGGUCACUCCAGUCUGCAGCUGUUGGCAAUUGACCUCCCUCAGGCUCACAUGCUGUGGAGGAGGGGGAGGGGUCUAGUUGCUCCGUUUGCCUGGGCAUGGAGCCAGAGCUGGGGGCUGGAGAUACUUCCUCUUCUUCAGCCUGUCUGGGCAUGGGGCCAGGGCUGGGGCCGGGAGGCAUACUAGGACAUUCCUCCGUGUUCGGAAGCAGAUAAGAAGGCCCUGGCUGUGGUGAGAUCGGACGAGACACAACAGUGAGAAUUCCUUCUCCCUCUCUCCUCUUGUGCCUUCCCUGAGCACGUCCUGUGAUAAAUUUCUGAUUAUUCCUUCGAAUACAUCCUUAUGCUCCUCUUAUUGCAUCCGUCGAUAUAUGUUACAUAAUUAUAAUAUUUAGGAAAUGUAUAUUAAACUUCCUGCUUUGGAAAGACUGACGUAUGUAAGCUAGCCUGGCAGGGCUCAGCACCUACCACAAAACCCAGAAUUCUGUGCCCUGAAUGACGGAUAACCCUGGAUUUUAGAAGCUGCCAUGUGGGCAGGAAAGGAAGCAACGGAUGGAAACAAACCAAGGAGAGAAGCAACAUUAGAACAAUUAAUCAAUGGAACAUGUUGCCUCCCAAGUUUUUAAAGAAGCAGUUGGAACAGCCGUUUUUCUGGAAUGGUAUCGGGUUUCUUGCUUGAGCAGGGGGUUGGACUAGAAGACCUCCAAGGUCCCUUCCAACUCUUGUUAUUCCGUUAUUCUAUUAAUGGUGAACUGGGCAUUGAAGGGAAGCAAUAUGUCUUUCAUGUAUUAAACAAGGGCUGUUUUUUUGCCAUAUGCCUUUUUCAAGCCGCGUGUCUUUCCAACCCAAGGACUAGAAACUUGGUGUUGGGUUUUUUUCUUUUUCUUUUUUCACAAACAGUAACAGACUAGAUUCUCAGGAGAUCCAUACAAUUGUUCAUUUCACAGUAUGUCUCCAUAACGACAAGAGGACGAAGGCAAGCCCCAUUGUUAUGGCUGCGAAGAAAAAAAAAACGACACGGAUCCGUCUGAAGUCGCCAGAAAACGACGCUCAACCUGGAGACUUGGACUUUAGAUCCAGGUGGUUCUCGACUUACGGAAUUUGGAGACACCCCCCCCAUUUCUCUUGUUAAGUGAGACAUUUUGUUAAGUGAGCUUUGUCCCAUCUGACCGCCUUUUUUUUGCCACAGCUGUUAAGCGAAUCACUCGUCCGAAGUGGUAUAUGGUGUCCUGCUUGAGUAGGGGGCUGGACUAGAAGACCUCCAAGGUCCCUUCCGGCUCUAUCCCGAUUGAUUGAUUGGAUAAGUUAGCAACCCGGGUUGUUAAGUGGAACUGGCUUCCUCAUUGACUUGGCUUGUCAGACGGUCGCCGAUGGGAGAAUCGCGUGACUCCGGAGUUUACGACCGUCGUAAAUCGGAACCAGUGGUCUGAAUUUUGAUCACGUGACCGCGGAGCUGCUGCGGUGGCCAUAAAGUGCGAAAAGUGGGUCAUAAAGUCACCUUUUCCAGUGCCGUUGUUAACUUUGAGUGGUCACUAAACAAACUUUCGUGAGCUGAGGACUACCUAUACUAGGGUGCCUACAGCCCUUGUUUAGGAUCAUCAAUAAGUUUUCUGCCUGGGAGUCGAACCAGAGACCCUCCAGUUAGCUGUGCUUAAUCAUAUCUUUGCAUCAAGCCAUUUAUAUCCAGCUUUUGGCUAUAUUACAUAACUCCAGAAGUACAGGCUGUCGUGUUCUAUUUCUGUAACCAUGUCUACUGAUUUUUUUUUCCUGUGUGUGUGUGUUUUUUUUAAAAAAAGAAAUACUUGUCAGUAUUAACCGCUUUGAGCAUUUUAAAAAAGGAAAAGGGAAAAAACGGUAGCUUUAUCUUGGCCGCGUAGGAUAGCCUUCCGACUCUUGGGUUGUUCCAUUGACCUUGAAAGAAAACCCACAAGUGACAAGGUUGUUGUUGUUUUUUUCGGUUGAGGCACGCUCUGGUGGGCUGUGCCAUUUUUAACACAUUUCAAACAAAUCGUCCUUUAUUUAUUGUAGAGAAUGGUCUUCCUAAUCAACAGUCUGGAAUAGAGUGGGGUUUUAGAGACAGUGAGGUCUGGAAUUUGAGCCAGGUAAUUUGAAGAGGUUUUUUUUUUUCAUUUUGCAGGAGAUAGGAUCUGUGCAUUUAACUGUAGCUUGGUUUUGAAUCAUAUGCUUUAUAUAGCUGUUAUGUUCUAUGUGUGUAGGGCUUUUCCUUUCCUUUCCUUUCCUUUCCUUUCCUUUCCGUAUAUCUCUUUCUCUCUCUCUCCCUUUCCUUUCCUUUCCUUUCCUUUCCUUUCCUUUCCUUUCCUUUCCUUUCCUUUCCUUUCCUUUCCUUUCCUUUCCUUUCCUUUCCUUUUCCACCCCUUCCCCUUCCCUUCCCUUCCCUUCCCUUCCUUUCCUUUCUCUAUUUCCUUCCCUUCCUCUAUUUCCUUUCCUUUCCUAUCCUUUCCUUCCCUUCCCUUCCCUGUCUUCCCCUCUGUCUGUCUCUCUCUCCCUCUCCUUCUUCCUCCCUCCUCCUUUCUCUCCCCGUCCUCAUAUACAGUAGUGGCCAAAAUUGUGGAAACCUUUUGGGAAAAGUGCAUUUUCUCAAACUAGCUAAUAACAGCACUUUUUUUUUGGGGGGGGGGAGUAGUACCAUAAAAUUAUAUAUCCAUGGAAAGAUCUUUUAAUCAAGAACGUAAUGCAAUAACUUUUAUGAAGGAUUUGCUAUUAGAAUAGCCGUUACAGUAUAAAGAAGAAAAGUGAAACACAUGGAAAAAAAUGAGAUAUGCAAAAAUGAUCCCCAUGUUAGUUAAUCCUUAGUUGGGUCACCUUUAGCAUGAAUGACGGCCUUACAACGUCUUCCCUUGGAGUGAACCAAGUCUUUGAGUUCUGCAGCUCUUAUAAUGUGAAACCAAGAUUGAAGGAUUGCUUCCAUUAACUGAAUUUUAUUGCUGGGUCGCUUCUGACUAACAAGUUUCUUUAGUCGGCUCCAUAGAAUUUUCCAUUGGGUUAAGGUCUGGAUUUUUCCCAGGCCAUUCCAGCAGUGGAAUAGGAUUAUCUUGAAACACCAAACAAAAAGUGGUGUUAUUAGCCAUCAAACCUCACAAAUAUACUUUUCCCAAUAGGUUUCCACAACGUUGGCCGCUACUGUACAUCUUGCAAUAUUUAUGCUGAAAUUGAGUGGACUUGCUUAAAAAGGUGUCAGUUCAUAUUUUCUGCUCAGUAUUUGCAGAGGGCUUCACAUCCCUUUUUGUGUAAGUGGGGGGAGACACCCCCCCUACUUGUUCAUAAGUGUUAAUAAAGAUUCACAGAUUUCAUUUGAA
Molecule: messenger RNA, 13813 nt
Organism: Ahaetulla prasina
Lineage: Eukaryota; Metazoa; Chordata; Lepidosauria; Squamata; Colubridae
Gene: PPM1F
Product: protein phosphatase, Mg2+/Mn2+ dependent 1F
Exons: 7
Coding region: 132-1388 (418 amino acids)
Biological process (GO): negative regulation of protein kinase activity; protein dephosphorylation
Cellular component (GO): cytosol
Molecular function (GO): protein serine/threonine phosphatase activity; cation binding
Source: RefSeq, a predicted model, not a curated record